Messenger RNA from Cyphellophora attinorum, 1011 nucleotides. RefSeq lists its product as uncharacterized. The transcript is spliced from 3 exons. NCBI's taxonomy places the organism in Eukaryota, Fungi, Ascomycota, Eurotiomycetes, Chaetothyriales, Cyphellophoraceae. Bases 1 to 1011 code for a protein of 336 amino acids. The record is from RefSeq and is a predicted model, not a curated record.
AUGGCGGCGAGACAUAAUCCUAGCAUGAAUCGCCUCUACGACAAUGAUCGUCAUGGGAAGUACAGUGUGCCAGAUCGCGGCGUCAACGUGCAGGGCAAUCGAUGGGUCAAGCGGUCAUUUUCAGACCACCCCAGCGCCACCAGCUAUCGGUACAGUAAUGCAGAUCAGAGCUAUUACUAUCGCAACCCUGAUGGCUCAACGUACUACGAAGAUACGCGAGGCCGGGCCAAAUACACAACACCACAAGGCCGAGAGAUCAACUACGAGAAAAACAACUCGGUGAUUGGAGAAGACGGCUACCGCAGCAAUGCGAGUACAUGCACAUCUCAGCUCAACCGUCAGGAUACAGCAGCAAUGGCAGACGAACGUAGACGUGGCGUCAGCAAUGGCGCCUUGCCGAGUAGCUAUCUGGCACAAAAGAUCGGCUCACCACGACACUCUCACAGCAGUCUCGCCGAGCCUGGCCCCAUGUUUGUCUCAGCUCAUCGCUCGCACAACACUGGUCGUCACUCACAACCGUUUCACCCACUCAGUCGUCAUUCAACCACGUUGAUCAGACCGGCAAGUCGGUCUACCAGCGCGGAAGUAGACACUAUGGCAUCUUGGCUCCAUGACGUCUGCCUGAACCAGACUCAACACGGCGGCAUGGGAGAUCUUCCUCGAACUCAUUACUACAACGAUGACGAUGACGAUGAAGGCGACAAUGGUUCUCAAAUUUACAAUCACGUACCUGUUGUCGAGGAAGAGCCUGUGGAGACAAGCAAUGAAUCCAUUGUCGAAGACUGGGAAGAUCAGGCGCUGGGUUCCUUCGGCCAUGCAGAUGACCCGGAGAUCGACCUCAUCAUCGAGCUUGGGCUGAGUGAUCAAUCCAACGAUGAUGGUGCUGGGUAUGACCAAGCAGAAGCUGCGGGAGACGUAGAAUUUGAUAGUGUGGUGAGGUCCAGCUCAACCGGCAGCCUGGGUCAGCAGGCCCUCUCUACUGCCGUCGCAACCUGUCGCUUCUACAAGUGA